Dermatophagoides farinae (American house dust mite) is the source of this 1762-nucleotide messenger RNA. RefSeq names its product trimeric intracellular cation channel type 1B.1. Gene Ontology annotation, biological process: potassium ion transmembrane transport. NCBI's taxonomy places the organism in Eukaryota, Metazoa, Arthropoda, Arachnida, Sarcoptiformes, Pyroglyphidae. The record is from RefSeq and is a predicted model, not a curated record. Gene Ontology annotation, molecular function: potassium channel activity; identical protein binding. Gene Ontology annotation, cellular component: membrane.
AAAAAAAUCAACCAUUUUAUCGAUUUUGUUAAUAUAUGAUUUACAGUGUUGAAGAUGUUCAUCAAUUACAUAUAUUUGAUGAUAAUGAUUGGUUGAUGAUAAUUUAAUCUAUCUGAAUAUAGUGUGUUACCAUCAAAUAUGUAAUAUAUAUAGACAACAUAUUCAGACAAUGCGUCGAACGAAUAUAUAUCGACGAUGAACCAAAAAGAAAAAAAAAGAGAAAAGAAAAUGUGAUGCAGCUGCCGGUUUAAUGUAUUCAACAUGAGGAUAUGAAGAAGAAGAAAAAAAAAUGAUGAUGCUAAUUUUAUCCCGACAUACAUUCUAUUCUAUAUGAUGAUUCUUGUAUUCAGCUCAUUGUCAUUCAAGUGGGAAAGAAUCGCUUUAGUGAAAUUUUUUUUUGUUUUUGUUUCCACUCGACCUCGAAUUCACUUAUAGAAAAAAAUAGUUAAUUAACGAAUAUCAUACACAAUAUAUAUUGUAUGGCAUUCUUGUUUGAAUUGAAUUGAAUUGAAUUUCGUUUUUUUUUCAACACGAUUCUCUGUCAUUCGCCAUCGACCUUAUAAACUGCUGUUGUGGUUUUUUUUGUUUCAUUCAUCGUGUUUUUUUUUCAUUCAACAAUUCGAACAUUGAUAAUUUUCGACCAUCGGAUUUGAUCAUCGGAUCGAAGCAAACAUAAUCAUAACAAAAACGAUGGAUCCAAUUAUAUUUUUGGAUCUAGCCAAUGAGCUUACACAGCUCAAAAUGUAUCCAUAUUUUGAUGUUGCCCAUUUCAUUGUUACUGGUCUUUAUCUACGUGAUGAUCUAUCAACAGGAUGUCAUGUAUUUUCACGAAAACAUCCAUUUGCAUGUUGGAUUUCAUUCAUGUUGUCGGCAUUUGCUGGCAAUAUUUUAUCGGCAUUUCUACUCGGUGAACCAAUUGUUUCAUCAUUCAAAAGUACAAAUCAUAUUAUAUUGGCUACGGCUGUUUGGUACGUUCUAUUCUAUUCACCAUUCGAUUUUGUCUAUAAAUUGAUAAAAUUCUUGCCAUGUAAAUUGGGAAUAAUAAUCAUGAAAGAGAUUAUACGUUGUAAAAAAAUUAAUGACGGUGUUAAUCAUGCAGCUAGUCUUUAUCCAAAUUCAUUCAUAAUAAUGAUCAUUAUCGGUACGGUCAAAGGAAAUGGUAGCUCAUUUUCAAAGCUUUUAGAACGUUGUAUUCGUGGUGUAUGGACACCGACGGCCAUUGAAUUUAUGUCACCAUCAUUUGCAACCAAAGCUUCAAUCGGUGCUUCAGUGGUGUUCAUUUUGGAUAAAAAAACCGAUCUAAUUUCUGCUCCACAUUCAUUAGUCUAUUUAGGUGUUGUCAUAUUUUUCAUCUAUUUCAAGCUAUCAUCCGUAUUGUUAGGCAUUCAUGAUCCAUUUUUGCCAUUUGAAAAUCUUUUCUGUGCAUUAUGUUUCGGUGGUAUUUGGGAUUCACUUUCUGAUUUUAUAACCUCUAAAAAUACAUCAGAAAAUGGUACUGUUAAAGCGGAUCUUUCGAAAAAUGGCAAAGCUGAAAUCCGAAAAAAGGAUUAAAUUAUUUAUUAUUUUGAAAUCCAUGUUGUUUUUUUUAUAUAUACAAAAAUUCUAUAUAUGCUAUACAUUGUAUCUGUAUUUUCCCCUUUUUGUUGUUGUUGUUGUUGUUGCUUGGAUUAUCAAUCAAUCACCAAUCAACGUUUUUAAUUUCCACACACAUUAUGGAUGGAUUGAAUAUAUUUUGAAAUUAAAAAAAAAUAAUCGAAUCAAA